CGGAAGAAGCUAAAGAAGGCUAACUGAGGGAGAUAUUUAGGCACUGUAGGAUUUCCCUCAGUGUGAGUGCAGUGUGCUGGGUGUGGAGGAAGCGUGCAGCUGUGUUUCUAACUCCACCUUAGUGUUUUGCAUGAGCGUUUAAACAUUAAAUAGGUGCAGACUACGUUCUAAGCUGUAAAACAAUGAUCUCGGUUUCUCUGUGUAUUGCUUUAUGGAUGGCUGGUGGGUUUUUUAAGCAAGGAACAAGUGCUGUGCAGAUCAGUAGACCGCUGAGGUUAGCCAAGAUUGUAGGCUUCUCCUGGGAGAACUGCGGACAGUCUGAUGAUCCAGCUGUUAUGAAGAAUCUCGAUUUGUCUCCAGAUCCCAUUAACAUUCCAGGAGAUUUGACAGCAAGUGCAUCUGGGACCACCUCAGUGGCUCUGGUGGCCCCUCUCUCUCUAAAUGUUACUCUGGAGAAAGAGGUGGCUGGUUUCUGGGUCAAGAUCCCAUGUUUGGAUGAGCUCGGGAGCUGCCACUAUGAGGAUAUCUGUGAUAUACUGGACCAACUCAUUCCUCCAGGUCAGGACUGUCCUGAGCCUCUGCGCACAUACGGCCUUCCCUGUCACUGCCCCUUCAAAGCAGGUGACUACUCUCUACCUCAGACUGUUUUCUCCCUGCCAAAAGUGGACCUUCCUGUCUGGCUGACGAAUGGUCAGUACCGUGUCCAGGGGGUGCUAGGAAACUCGGGCAAAGAGCUUGGAUGCCUUAAAGUUGCCCUCACUCUCCACGCAGACUAGCUAGCAGAACACAGACGUGGUGUGGUUCCCUUUAUCACACAAUGCAUUCAUUCUGUUCAUCAGCGGUGCAAUUUAGAAACCUACUGAAUGGGGAAUUUGCUGAUAGGAAUAUCCUGUUUUUCCUUUGAAUUGUGAUCAGUAGAAAUAUCAAAUUUAACUUAGUUUUAUCAAUUCUGAGCCUCUUUUUGAUCUAAAAUGAUUUUGUAUUUAUGACUUACUGGAUAAAUAAUGGACCAGUGAAAAGGUACUGCAUUCUAAAUACUGUUUAGGAGUUAACGUGAUUUUAAGAUUGAAUUUUAAUGGAAUCAAAGAAACAAUCAUUUUUAUUAUUUGUUAAUGUCAUUCAGUCAUCUUGUAUGUUUUUAAAUUGAUUUAUUAUUAAUAAUACUUGGUUAUAUUUAAUAUAUUUACUGUUUAGUGUAAUCAUGGAGGGACCAAAAAUGGUUGCCAGAAGGUUUCUACUUGCAUGAUGUCAGUCUUGUGAUGAGGAACAUUUUGAUGCUAUCGGAGUUGUUCAACUCUGGGCUUUUGCCAAAAAUGCUUUGGAUAAAUCAACUUUUAAAUGAAAUGUUUUAUCAGUGAAAAAUUGUCAGGGAUUUGUCACAGUGCUUCAUUAAAAUUGUUUAAUGUAACA
Molecule: messenger RNA, 1410 nt
Organism: Neoarius graeffei (lesser salmon catfish)
Lineage: Eukaryota; Metazoa; Chordata; Actinopteri; Siluriformes; Ariidae
Gene: gm2a
Product: ganglioside GM2 activator
Exons: 4
Coding region: 183-776 (197 amino acids)
Biological process (GO): lipid transport; ganglioside catabolic process
Cellular component (GO): cytoplasmic side of plasma membrane
Molecular function (GO): enzyme activator activity; lipid carrier activity
Source: RefSeq, a predicted model, not a curated record